Condylostylus longicornis is the source of this 1508-nucleotide messenger RNA. RefSeq lists its product as uncharacterized. The transcript has 2 exons. The coding region runs from base 305 to 1255 and encodes 316 amino acids. Gene Ontology annotation, molecular function: beta-ureidopropionase activity. NCBI's taxonomy places the organism in Eukaryota, Metazoa, Arthropoda, Insecta, Diptera, Dolichopodidae. The record is from RefSeq and is a predicted model, not a curated record.
AUGAUGUGUUUAAAAAUAUUAUCAAUUUUAAGAUUUUUAUUUUAAGUGAAAAGGCAUAUCUUGUGUAUUUUUUUGUUGUACAUGGAUGGAUGUGCUUGAAAAUAUGGCAAUAUUAACAUUUAGGAAAAUUAGAAAAUUAUUUUGAUGAAAAGAUUUAUUACCAAACAAACUGUUAAAUAAUUUCAAAUUGUUUUUAUUUUCUUCUUUUUCUUUUAAUUUUAGUAAAUCAAUUGAAAUUCCUGAAAAAGCAAUAAAAUUGGCUGAACAACAUAAUUUCGAAAUUAAAGCUUAUGCAUUUAAUGUUAUGCCGGAAGAACUUCGUAAACCUCGUAUAGUUCGUAUUGGUGCAAUACAAAAUUCAAUCUGUGAACCAACAUCAUAUCCAUUGGAGACUCAACGUAGAUCAAUUUAUGAAAAAAUAACAAAAAUUAUUGAUGCUGCCGCAUUAGCUGAUGUAAAUGUAAUUUGUAUGCAAGAAGCUUGGACAAUGCCAUUCGCAUUUUGCACUCGUGAAAAAUUUCCUUGGUGUGAAUUUGCUGAGAAUGCAGAACAUGGACCUACAACAAAACUUUUACAAGAAUUAGCUAAAAAAUAUAAUAUGGUUAUAAUUUCUCCAAUUCUAGAAAGAGAUUUUGAUCAUGGUGAUAUAAUGUGGAAUACAGCUGUAGUUAUAUCGAAUCGUGGGAAAAUUCUUGGCAAACAUAGAAAAAAUCAUAUACCAAGAGUUGAUGAUGUUAAUGAAUCAAAUUAUUAUUCGGAGGGAAAUACCGGACAUCCUGUGUUUGAUACAGAAUUUGGUAAAAUUGCUAUUAAUAUUUGUUAUGGUCGUCACCAUCCACAAAAUUGGAUGAUGUUUGGUUUAAAUGGAGCAGAAAUUGUAUUCAAUCCAUCAGCUAUUGGAUCUGCAAGUGAACCAUUAUGGGGUAUUGAAGCAAGAAAUGCUGCAAUAGCAAAUAACUAUUUUACAGUUGCGAUAAAUCGUGUAGGAGUAGAAAAAUUUCAAAAUGAAUUUACGUCAAGUAUAUUUUCGUAUUGUGGAUCAAGUUAUAUAACCGGCCCAGAUGGUUCAAAAACACAAGGACUUUCGAGAGCAAUGGAUGGUUUAUUAGUUGCUGAAAUCGAUUUAAAUUUAUGUCGUCAAAUGAAAGAUAAUUGGGGAUUUAGAAUGACUCAAAGAUUACCAUUAUAUGCAGAAUUAUUUACAGCCGCUGCUAAAGAAGAUUUUAAAACACAAAUUAUUAAAGCCAAACAUUAGAAUGGAUACACUUUUAUUAUGAAAUAUUAUAUGUUUAUAUAGAAUUGCUUAGUUUCAUCUAUUAUUUUUUUUAUGAGUCCAAGUUUAAAACUUUUUUUAAUUGUGCGCUAUAUGAAAAGUCGUUGUAUGUAAUUGUUAAUUCAUAUAAAAAAAAAAUUAGAUAUUCAAUAUUUUGAAAAUUAAAUGAAAAUGCAAAAUAGUUUAUUGUCAUAAAAUAAAAUAUAUUUUUUCUAUAUAUAUACUCUUUAAUAAA